AUGCUAAGCUGGGUCAUCUCCCCCCUCGUCGCGGGCGCCUUUUCUGGGAUCAUCUACGCCAUCACUCGGGCUUAUGUCUUGCGGGCUGACCCGGAUCAAGCUAUCCGCCGCCAGCGCCUCUUCGUCGCCCUGCUCAUUAGCAUUAUCCUUGCCGUCACCAUUGUCUUUGUUUGCAUUCGCUCUCCGUGGCCCAGCGAGGAUUUUCGCCUAGCCGGCACCAUCCUCUUCUCGACCAUGCUUCCCUUGGCCGUGGGUGUCGUUGCCUAUUAUUGGCUCUUGCCGCGCGUGUUCCACAACUACGCGCCCUCCUACAUUGACGUCAAGACACCCUUGGUACACGCCGAGCAGCAUCACCCCCGUCGCCGUGAACGCUCGUCGGACACACGUCUUGUCAUACGCAGCACCAGCUCGUCAGAGCGCUUUGCUUCCACCAACUCCAUGGCCGAGUCAGCUGCUGAUGCUUCAGAAAUGGCGCCUGUAGAGAACGAGGAAACGGCCGAUCUUCAUGCAUAUGCUGACCAGUAUAGCGGACUGAUUGAGGCCAACUUUGAGCUCCUCCAAGUCUUGAGCGCAUCCUACCUGGCCUUUAGCCACGGCGCGCAAGAUGUGUCCAACGCCAUUGGACCGGUGACGGCCAUCCUGGACGUGUAUCGCGGGGGCUCGGUGGAAGUGGAUAUCACACCGCCCAUUUGGCUAAUGGCGCUCGGAGGCGCGGGUAUCUGCACGGGCUUGUUCUUUUUUGGCCACUACGUGAUGUCCACCUUGGGCGGCAAUUUGACCAAGAUCACGCCCUCGCGUGGGUUCUCUGUCGAGCUGGGCACGGGGCUGGCCGUGCUUCUGGCUAGUUUUCUCAAGCUUCCCAUCUCCUCGACCCACUGUGCCGUCGGUGCGGUUGUAGCUGUUGGCUUGCUGAAUCGACAAGGAACCAAGGCCGUAUCAUGGUCGUUGCUGUGGAAGGUGGUAGGCUCCUGGAUUGUCACCCUGCCUACGGCAGGACUUUUGUCAGCCGGGUUUUAUGCCGCUCUGCGACCUGUGGUAGCUGCCGUAGAAUUGGGGCCUGCCGAAAUGUUGCUGCGCUGUUUUGGCAACUGUUCAGCCCUGCUUGAUACGUAUGCGUAG
Molecule: messenger RNA, 1119 nt
Organism: Monosiga brevicollis MX1
Lineage: Eukaryota; Choanoflagellata; Craspedida; Salpingoecidae
Exons: 3
Coding region: 1-1119 (372 amino acids)
Biological process (GO): phosphate ion transmembrane transport
Cellular component (GO): membrane
Molecular function (GO): phosphate transmembrane transporter activity
Source: RefSeq, a predicted model, not a curated record